This is a messenger RNA of Adineta steineri, 204 nucleotides long. The record is from the annotation of a GenBank genome assembly. Lineage: Eukaryota; Metazoa; Rotifera; Eurotatoria; Adinetida; Adinetidae.
AUGCCUCAACCAGAUCGUAUUCUUUUAGUUGUUUCAAUUCUUGAAGGUCGAAAUUUUCCUAAUCAAUCUUCAUGUCAGUUAACUGUCGAUGCAAAAUUUGAUGGUGAAAUACUUGUCACAGAUCCAGUAGAAUUUUCAUCAACACCUGAUAUUAAUCAAGAAUUAGCAUGGGAACUUGAUAAAAAAAACAUUUCAACAACAUAA